Messenger RNA from Lagenorhynchus albirostris (white-beaked dolphin), 5141 nucleotides. RefSeq names its product WRN RecQ like helicase (gene WRN). NCBI's taxonomy places the organism in Eukaryota, Metazoa, Chordata, Mammalia, Artiodactyla, Delphinidae. Gene Ontology annotation, molecular function: nucleic acid binding; ATP binding; four-way junction helicase activity. The record is from RefSeq and is a predicted model, not a curated record. The transcript is spliced from 35 exons. Gene Ontology annotation, cellular component: nucleoplasm; chromosome; nucleus. The coding region runs from base 151 to 4491 and encodes 1446 amino acids. Gene Ontology annotation, biological process: DNA replication; telomere maintenance; double-strand break repair via homologous recombination.
CGUGGACUCUGACCCGCGGGAAUAAGGUCGAUUGAAUUGGUGUCCAGCAUGAGUGACUGGGUUCCAGGCAAUGCCGUUGGGACGCUGCACAAGUCGUCCAGCUGAAGGAGAAGUCCCAUUGAACUGACUCUUCUCACGAACCUUUUAAAGAUGAAUGAACAAACAUUGGAAACAACACAGCAGCGGAAACUUCCUGAAUGGAUGUCUACGCAGAAGACAUAUUCUGUAGAAGAAAGAAAGGCAUCUAUUCAGAAGAGUGUUUUGGAAGAUGAUCUCCCCUUCUUAGAAUUCAGUGGAUCCAUUGUGUACAGUUAUGAAGCUAAUGAUUGUUCUUUCCUAUCAGAAGAUAUUAGCAUGAGUGUGUCUGAUGGAGAUGUGGUAGGAUUUGACAUGGAAUGGCCACCAAUAUACAGUAAAGGGAAACUGAGCAGAGUUGCACUAAUUCAGCUGUGUGUGUCAGAGAGCAAAUGUUACUUGUUUCAUAUUUCUUCUAUGUCAGUUUUCCCUCAGGGAUUAAAAAUGUUGCUUGAAAAUGAAGCAAUUAGAAAGGCAGGUGUAGGAAUUGAAGGAGAUCAGUGGAAACUUCUACGUGACUUUGACAUCAAAUUGAAGAGUUUUGUGGAGCUGACAGAUGUUGCCAAUGAAAAGUUGAAAUGUACAGAGACCUGGAGCCUCAGUGGUUUGGUUAAACACCUCUUUGGUAAACAGCUUCUGAAAGACAAGUCUAUCCGCUGCAGCAACUGGAGUAAGUUUCCCCUCACUGAGGACCAGAAACUAUAUGCAGCCACUGAUGCUUAUGCUGGUUUCAUCAUUUAUCAAAAAUUAGAAAAUUCGGGAGACGCUGUACAGAUAUUUGCUAUACAUGAAGAGGAAGAAGUACUACCUAGUGACGUGAAGAAACAAUUGACUUCAGUCUCUGAGGAGAUGAUAGAUCUGGCUAAGCAUCUUCCUGAUACUUUCGAAAAACUGGAAGAUCCACAGAGGGUUUCUGUACUAUUGAAGGAUAUUUCAGAAAAUCUGUAUUCAUUGAGGAAGAUGAUACUUGGUUCUACUGAGAAUGAACUGAGGCCCAGCAGUAAUUUUCACUUAUUACCGUUGGAAGAGCCCACUGCUGGUGAAGUACAACAGAAACGAAUUAGAGAACAUAAAAUUUUUACUGAAGUUACAGAUGAAGCAUGGGACACAACACCUGAUAAUUUAAUUAAACAUGAUGGAGAAAAUGUACUUGCAAACGAAGUAAAACAAGAAGAAGAUGGAUUUGAAGAUGAACUAGAAGAUAAUAAGUUGGAAGAGACUCCAGAAAGAGUUUGUAUCAUGUCAUUAGAUAUUACAGAAGAUGAACUCCAACGUUUGGAACAACAGGAUCAGGAAAAACAUCUUGGUGAUGUGACUUGCAAAUCUCCUGAGGAUAACGAAGAGGAUAUAUCUUAUGUAAUUGAGAGUGAUGAAGAUUUAGAAAUGGAGAUGCUUAAGUCUUUAGAAAACCUAAAUAGUAGCACAGUAGAUCCAAAUCAUUCAAAAUGCAUAGAAAUGGAAAGAAAUCUGGGUCUUCCUUCUGAAGAAGAUGAUGAAGAUGAGAAUGAAGCCAUUGAAGAGGAAGAAGUUGUUGAUGAAGACUGUUGGUUACCAGGACCUACUGCAAAGCAAAUUAAUUGCCUCAAGACCUACUUUGGCCAUUCUAGUUUUAAGCCGGUUCAGUGGAAAGUGAUUCAUUCUGUAUUGGAAGAAAGAAGAGAUAAUGUUGUUGUCAUGGCAACUGGGUAUGGAAAGAGUUUGUGCUUCCAGUAUCCACCUGUUUAUGUAGGCGGGAUUGGCCUUGUCAUCUCUCCCCUUAUUUCUUUGAUGGAAGACCAGGUGCUCCAGCUUGAAAUGUCCAACAUUCCAGCUUGCUUUCUUGGAUCAGCACAGUCAAAAAAUGUUCUAGACGAUAUUAAAUUAGGCAAAUACCGGAUUGUGUACAUAACUCCAGAAUUCUGUUCAAGUAACUUGGACCUACUCCAGCAACUGCAGGCUAAUAUUGGGAUCACACUUAUUGCUGUGGAUGAGGCUCACUGUAUUUCUGAGUGGGGACAUGAUUUUAGAAGUUCAUUCAGAACUUUGGGCUCCAUAAAGGAAGUACUCCCAUCGGUUCCAAUUGUUGCACUGACUGCUACUGCAAGUUCUUCAAUCCGAGAAGACAUUGUACGUUGCUUAAAACUGACGGAUCCUCACGUUACCUGUACUGGUUUUGAUCGACCAAACUUGUAUUUAGAAGUUGGACGAAAAACAGGAAACAUCCUCCAGGAUCUGAAGCAAUUUCUUGUCCAGAAGACAAGUUCUGCUUGGGAAUUUGAAGGUCCAGCUAUCAUCUACUGUCCUUCUAGAAGAAUGACAGAACGAGUUACAGCUGAACUUAAGAAACUGAAGUUAGCCUGUGGAACAUACCAUGCAGGACUGAGUAUUAACUUAAGGAGACAAGUUCAUCAUAGGUUCAUGAGAGAUGAAAUUCAGUGUGUAAUAGCUACCAUAGCUUUUGGAAUGGGCAUUAAUAAAGCUGACAUUCGCCAAGUCAUUCAUUACGGUGCUCCUAAGGAAAUGGAAUCAUAUUACCAGGAGAUCGGUAGAGCUGGCCGUGAUGGACUUCAAAGUUCUUGUCAUGUACUUUGGGCUCCAGGAGACCUUAACACAAAUAGGCGCCUCCUUAGUGAAAUAUGCAAUGAAAAGUUUCGAUUAUACAAAUUAAAGAUGAUGGCAAAGAUGGAUAAAUAUCUUAAUUCCAGAAUGUGUAGGCGACAACUCAUCUUGUCUCAUUUUGAAGACAAACAGCUACGAAAGGCCUCCGUGGGAAUUAUGGGAACUGAAAAUUGCUGUGAUAAUUGCAGGUCCAGAUUGGAUCGCUGCUUUUCCAUUGAUGACUCAGAUGAUAUGUCACAGGACUUUGGUCCACAAGCAUUCCAGCUCUUAUCUGCCGUGACCAUCUUAGGCGAAAAGUUUGGAAUUGGGGUUCCAAUUCUAUUUCUCCGAGGAUCUAAUUCCCAGCGUCUUGAAGAUAAAUAUCGCAGUCACAAUUUCUUUGGCACUGGCAAGGAUCACACAGAGAAUUGGUGGAAGGUUUUUUCCCAUCAGCUCAUAACUGAGGGAUUCUUGGUAGAAGUUCCUGGGCAAAGCAAAUUUGUAAAGAUUUGCAUCCUUACAGAAAAGGGUAGAAAUUGGCUUGCUAAAGCCAAAACAGAAUCUCCUCAGAGCCUUAUCCUUCAAGCUAAUGAAGAAUUGUGUCCAAAGGAGCUUUUUCUACCAAGUUCUAAAGCUGUAUCUUCCGGCACUGAGCAACAUUCCUCUAAUCAAGUACCAAUUGAAUUAACUUCAGAGCAGCCCAGCUUGUAUAAGAUGUAUUCUUACAAAGCACGUGAUAAAAUUUCUUCUGGGAGUAACAUUCCUGAAAAAAGCAUCAUGGUGCCAUCACCAGGAAAAUAUUACAAGUCCUCAGAACCUGUUAUUUCAGCCAAAGAGCAGGAGACUCAGACUACAUUAUAUGGCAAAUUGGUGGAAGCUAGGCAGAAACAUGCCAAUAAAAUGAAUGUUCCUCCAGCUAUUCUGGCAACAAAUAAGAUACUGGUGGAUAUGGCCCAAAUGAGACCUACUACAGUUCAAAAUGUGAAAAGGAUCGAUGGUGUUUCUGAAGGCAAAGCCAGAAUGUUGGCCCCUCUGUUGGAAGUCAUCAAACAUUUCUGUCAAAUAAAUAGUCUUCAGACAGACCUCUUUUCAAGUACAAAACCACAAGAAGAACAGAAGAAAAGUCUGGUGGUGAAAAAUAAAGCAAACUCACUUUCACAGUCUGCAGCCAUCACAUAUUCUUUAUUCCAAGAAAAGAAAAUGUGUUUGAAGAGUGUAGCUGAGAACAGGAUUCUGCCUCUCGCAGCAGUUGGCAUGCACUUGUCCCAAGCGGUGCAAGCUGGCUACCCACUCGAUAUGGAGCGAGCAGGUCUGACUCCAGAGAUUCAGAAGAUUAUUGCUGAUGUUAUCCGAAACCCUCCCAUCAACUCAGAUACAAAUAAAAUUAAACUAAUUAGAAUGUAUGUUCCUGAAAACAUUGACACCUACCUUAUCUACAUGGCAACUGAGAUCCUGGAAAAAGGCUGCGAAAACAGGAUGCUAUGCCAGUCUUCAUGUGAUUCCAGCAAAAAGAGAUGUUUCCCCAACUCUGAAGAGAGCUGUUCAAAUUCUAAGAGAAAGAAGGAAGAAGUGGGCACUAAUACCAAGGUUGAUGGAAAACAUUCUUGUGAUUCUUCACAGGAAGAUGAGAGUCACAGAAAUUCACUAAAACUAACUUCCUGGAAUCAGCCAUUCAGCGAUCCCAAAAUUGAAGAUUUCUUUGUAGAUUCUCACUUACAGACUUCGUCUGAAACCUCAAAGAGAAAAUUACCUGAGUGGUUUGCCAAAAGAAAUGAGACCUUACCUGAUGCCAGCAAGAAAUCAACGGCCAAAACUAAAAAGAAGGGUCUUUUUAGUUAAACUGGCAACUGCCAGAGGAAUUAUGUGUGUCUUGCUGUGUUAUAACAGGGAAGCUGUAUUUCAUUUCUGAAAACAGUGGGGAGUAAUAUUUUUGUUUAAAAAUUAUUCUAAUCUCAAAGUAAAACUCAUCUAUUUAUUGAACAGCUGGUGUCUUAAAACAGCCUUUUGCAAUUCACAUAAAGUUGAGUCUUCUGAGAGCCUGAGUGAGUACCUCAUAGAACAGAAUCUUAGUUUCCUACGAGAUUGCUUUAAGAAAUCAUGUUACUGCCCUGUUUUCUAAUCUCUUUACUUACUUCAGCAGUAUGUUUGGAAUAUGUAAUGUGCGGUGAUUUAAUAUAGAUAACAGAUUAUCAGUUGUAAGUGAUCAUGUGUGUGAUAUGUAAUAUUCCUGUAUUACCAAAAUUCUGUCUUAUAAAUGAAGAACGCAUAGUUAUUUUACAAAUUGUUUUUUCUAUUGUUAGAAGAAACUCUUAUACACAUUUUAAAAUGAUAUUAGUGGACCAGACCAGUGAAAAUGAAACAUUUCGGGUUCUGUGUAGAGGAAAGAAUAAAACAAAGGAGACCAAUUACGCUAGACAACUAUGCACUUUGUAUGUUAUAUACGAUUUCUAUUAUUUUUCAAAUAAUAAUAAAAAGUCCUUAGUACUGAA